UAUGGGACUAGGGGCGGCCGCACGGCCGCGGCGGGACGGGGCGAGCGCGCGGCCCCCGCCGGCUGCCCGAGCAGCGGCCGCUUCAGUGACUCGGCCCGCCGCCCCCCGCCCGGCGCGCCUCAGCUUGUGCUCACGCCGAGCGGCGGGAGCCGCCGCGCGCUGAGAGGCGCUGCCCGCGGCCGGAGUCGGAGCGGGGGAGAGCGGGCGGGCGAGCGGGCGAGCGCGGCGGGGAGAUGUGCCCGGAGGAGGGCGGCGCGGCCGGGCUGGGCGAGCUCCGCUCCUGGUGGGAAGUCCCGGCCAUCGCGCACUUCUGCUCGCUCUUUCGCACGGCGUUCCGCCUGCCCGACUUCGAGAUUGAGGAGUUAGAGGCAGCUCUUCACAGAGAUGACUCGGAGUUUAUCAGUGAUCUGAUUGCCUGCCUGCUUCAGGGCUGCUAUCAGCGAAGGGAUAUAACGCCUCAGACAUUCCACAGCUACCUGGAAGAUAUCAUUAACUAUCGUUGGGAGCUUGAAGAAGGAAAGCCCAACCCUCUGAGAGAAGCCAGUUUUCAAGACCUUCCCCUGCGCACUCGGGUAGAGAUCCUCCAUCGCCUAUGUGAUUACCGGCUAGAUGCAGAUGAUGUCUUUGAUCUUCUCAAGGGUCUGGAUGCGGAUAGUCUCCGAGUGGAGCCUUUGGGUGAAGACAAUUCAGGUGCACUCUACUGGUACUUCUAUGGGACACGGAUGUACAAAGAAGACCCAGUACAAGGAAGGUCCAAUGGAGAACUCUCCUUGAGCAGGGAAAGUGAAAGACAAAAAAAUGUCUCGAAUGUUCCUGGAAAAACAGGCAAAAGAAGAGGAAGACCUCCAAAACGGAAAAAAGUACAAGAGGAAAUUAUAUCAAGUGAAAAGCAGGAAGAAAACGCUUUGGCAUCUGACCUACUGACAAGAAAUGGGUCCCGAGGGCCAGGCCAAGGUACCUGGUGGCUCCUCUGUCAAACAGAAGAAGAAUGGAGACAGGUCACUGAGAGCUUCCGAGAGAGGACCUCUCUUCGAGAGCGGCAACUCUACAAGCUCCUCAGCGAGGACUUCCUGCCUGAAAUCUGCAACAUGAUUGCCCAGAAGGGAAAACGUCCACAACGCACAAAGCCAGAGUUGCAACAUAGGUUUAUGUCUGACCACCUGUCCAUCAAAUCCAUCAAGCUAGAGGAGACUCCCAUGCUCACCAAGAUAGAAAAACAGAAGCGCAAGGAGGAAGAGGAAGAACGGCAGCUCCUACUGGCAGUGCAGAAGAAGGAGCAAGAGCAGAUGUUGAAAGAGGAGAGAAAGCGGGAAUUGGAGGAAAAGGUCAAGGCAGUGGAAGAUCGAGCUAAGAGAAGAAAGCUCAGGGAAGAGCGGGCAUGGCUGUUGGCUCAAGGCAAGGAGCUACCCCCAGAACUUUCCCAUUUGGACCCGAAUUCUCCUAUGAGGGAAGAGAAGAAGACCAAGGACCUCUUUGAGCUGGACGACGAUUUCACUGCCAUGUAUAAAGUUCUAGAUGUGGUAAAGGCUCACAAGGAUUCCUGGCCUUUCUUGGAACCUGUGGAUGAAUCUUAUGCCCCAAACUAUUACCAGAUUAUUAAGAUCCCCAUGGAUAUUUCAAGCAUGGAGAAGAAAUUAAAUGCAGGUUUAUAUUGUACCAAGGAGGAAUUUGUAAAUGACAUGAAGACCAUGUUCAGGAAUUGUCGAAAAUACAAUGGGGACAGUAGUGAGUAUACCAAGAUGUCUGAUAAUUUGGAGCGGUGUUUCCAUCGGGCCAUGACAAAGCAUUUCCCUGGUGAAGAUGGAGACACGGAUGAGGAAUUUUGGGUCAGAGAGGAUGAAAAACGGGAAAAAAGAAGGAGUCGAGCUGGUCGAAGUAGUGGAAGCCAUGUUUGGACCCGCUCUAGAGACUCAGAAGGGCCCAGCAGGAAACAACCACCGGUGGAGAAUGGAGGAAAAUCAUUGCCCCCUGCACGCCGAGCUGCCUCCUCAAGGGAUGGUCAGAGCAGCAGCUCUGUACAGCUCCCUCCAGAGCAGACAGCAGCACCAGGAACAUUUGGCUCUCUUCAAGGAUCAGAUCCCACCAACUUAUAUGGCUCCUCUCGAGUCCCAGAGGUACCCCCAGGAGAUGCCUUGCAGCACCCACCCUUUGCUGUACAGCCUCCCAUUGGCAUAAGUAACCACCGCGGAACCCGACUCAGUGCUUCUAAAGAGAAGAUGUGUGGGGGCCUGACUCACCUUUCCAGUAUGGGAUCACAUCCCCCCUCCUUGCAGCUUGGGCAGAUGAAUUGUCCCAGUCAAGAUGGAAACAUAUAUCCACCAGCUCCAUUCCAGGCAGGAUUUAUUCCUUCUAGGCAUGGUGGAACAUCAGCCCGACCCCCAGACUUCCCUGAAAGCUCAGAAAUUCCUCCUGGUCAUAUUUAUCAUUCAUAUAAGUACCUGAAUCGAGUACACCCUGCUGUUUGGAAUGGGAACCAUGGUGUUACAAACUCAGGACGUUUGGGGUCAGAUGAGAAGCCUCACCUGGGGCCAGGACCCUCUCACCACCCUCAUACCCUUGGUCAUGUGAUGAGACCACCUCUCCCAUCAAACCAGUGGACUAAACAGUCAAGCUUUCUACCUCAUGGAGUUCCUUCCUCGGGGUAUAUGCAACCACCCUGUAAGUCUGCUGGACAUCGGUUGCAGCCACCUCCAGCUCCAGCACCAAGUCCUCUUUUCGGGGGACCCUCCCAGGCCCUCCGGGGGGUGCAAGGAGGGGAAUCCAUGAUGGACAGCCCUGAAAUGAUCGCCAUGCAACAGCUCUCCUCCCGAGUCUGUACCCCAGGUGUGCCUUACCACCCCCGCCAGCCCACUCCUCCUCAGUUACCUGGUCCUUUUUCACAGGUAACUCAUUCAGCAUCCGUAUGCGUGUCAGCCCCCAAGCCUACUUUAGACAAUCCUGGAAGUACACAGGAUAUCAGUGAAACACAAGAGACUGAGAAUGACCAAGCAGAACCUUUGCCUGGGCCCGAAGAGAAAACAGCAAAUGCUUGUGCUUCAGAGGGGGUAUACCUCAAACAGCUACCUCACCCGACACCUCCCCUGCAAGCCAAUUGUACCAGGCAAAGCUCACCACAAGAAAGGGAAACAGAGGGCCCAGAACUCAAAAGUGAUGAUUCAGAAACUGCAGACAACUAUAAAGCAUCAAAGAGCAAGAACACUUGGCCUUUGGACAAUAGCUACACCAGCCCAACUGUGCCAGGUUGUUUGAGAGACCUCUCCAUUGUGGCAGACAGAGGAACUCUACCUGAAAAUGGGGUUGUUAAUGAAGCAUCUCCUUGUAGGUCAGAGGGGAAGGGCCUUGGUGGCAGUAGUUCAGAAAAACCACUCUGCCCCAGGGGUAAAACACUGCAGGAAACCAUGCCAUGUCCAGGACAGAAUGCAACUACACCUCCUUGCACAGAUCCCAAUUUGAUGACAGGCAGUGUAAAUCAGUUUUCUCCCUUGUACAUGCCUGGCCUAGAAUACUCUAAUUCAGCUGCACAUUACCAUAUGAAUCCAGGUCUGCAAGGCUUGGGCUCUAUGAUGGGAGGAAAGUCCCCAGGAUCACACCCUCAGCCCUUCUCUCCCAGGGGCUUCCAGCCUAACAGUCCCCAUCCUGGACUCUUUCCCCAAUACCGCCCCCAGCAGGGAAUGAGGUAUGCCUACCAGCAGUCUUCUCAAUCCUCCUACCACCCUUAUCAGCGGACUCCUUACUACACAGGUCCACAGGGCUUUCCUGAUUGGCAGAGAUCUCUUCCUUCCCAGAGAAGCCCAAGUGGACCCCAAGGGAGUCACCCUCCACGCCCCCUCUUCUCAGAUAAGAAUGCCUUGUCUACUACUCUGCAAAGCUGUGAGACACUAAAUGCUGCCUUAACUUCUCCAACUCAAAUGGAUGCAGUGGCUGCUAAGGUUGUCCUGUCUGAUGGACAGAAUCCUGGUCCAGAGGAAGAAAAGCUGGAUGAAUCUGUGGAGAGACCAGAGAGUCCCAAAGAAUUUCUAGAUCUGGACAACCAUAAUGCAGCUACCAAGCGGCAGAGCUCACUGUCUACCAAUGAGUAUCUUUAUGGAACUCCACCUCUGAAUUCAGGAAUGACUUUUGGUUCACCUGCUUUCCCACCCCACAGUGUGAUGCUGCAGACAGGGUCUCCGUACACUCCUCAGCGUCCUGCCAGUCAUUUUCAGCCCAGGGCAUACCCAUCCCCUGUGGCUGCCCAUCCACCUCCCCAUUCGGUGGCCACCCAGCCCAAUGGCCUCUCUUCAGAGGGCCCCCUCUAUCGCUGUCAGGAAGAGGGCUUAGGUCACUUUCAGUCUACAGUGAUGGAGCAGACUGGCACUGGAAGCGGAAUAAGAGGCCCUUUCCAAGAAAUGCACAGACCAUCGGGAAUGCACAUGCAUCCAGUCCAGUCACAGUCCUUAUUCCCAAAGACCCCGGCACCUGCAGCGUCACCGGAACAGCUGCCACCACAUAAGCCCCCAACACUUCCUCUGGAUCAGAGCUAGUCCAAGGAGGAAAUAAUCCCCAAGGAAAUGGACAGCUGCACAUGAAGACAUACAGGUCUUGGAGGAUUUGGAGGAAUGAUUGUUGUACACCUCUGUUCUGCCAUCCUCCUCCACCUCUUCUGUGAAGCAUACCAUCCUCAGAGCUUGAACUCCCGGGCUUUAGAUACACACUUUGUAAAUGACUGACACAGGACCCUUGGCUGGGAUCACCUGCAUAGUUGACGUACUUAGCAAGAGCAAGUGUACCUGGAGUCCUUGCUGGCUUCUCCAAAUCUCAAGACUCUUGUUCAGGGAAAAUCACUUUAAACUUGGGUAGAGGGUACAUGUAAGGAUGCAGUGGUGCUUUUAAAUAUUCAUGAGCAGCUAAUCUCAGGUAUAUAUUUGGGGAAGGGACUACUUGUAGUAUUAAUGUUUUUGAGCUGGGGCCAGUUUACAGAAUUUUCUUGUUGCCUCCUUUUUUUUUUUUUUUUUUUUCCGGGUGAAUGUAUUGUAUAUAGAGUGGGACAGUCAGGUGGGCACAUGGAGGAGCUGGGAGUCCUUCCCCCGCUGUAGCACACAGCACUGGGGUAGUUAGUCUCUGUCUGUGUAGUCAGGUCACACUGUAUGCUUGUGGAACUUAGAAAAGAUCUGAAAGGUGUCAGCUUAUGUAUGUCACUAGCUUGUUUCCAGCCAGCCUCAGAGACUGCUUACUGCAUUUGUCCUCCUCAGCAUUCUUUUCUCAGUGGUUGGCAGGUGCUGUCUUGUGGCCUACUGGGUGUUUCAGCCAGAGGACAGACUGCUCUCCCUCUGGCCCAAGUUCUGGAUCUGGGAAAGCAUGUCUCUUCCUGAUUUUCCCACCAACCCCACCAGAUAGUUGUAAACCAGGAACUUGGGCUCUCCAGUUAUUACAAGAUGAAGUGGCUUCUUCAUGGGCCUCUUAGGCCAGUGAUCUAGAAGGCAUCACACGCUUUCUAGCACAAACUGUGUUUUGUGAAAGUGACUACUCAGGUUUGUUAUAUAUGUUAGUCUCAAUAAAGAUAUUGCACAGGUUUGAAUAAGGAAAGUAUAUCCUAUAGAUUUAAAUUUGAAUUUAGGUCUAUUUCAGUAUGUAUAGUUUUUAUUCAUUUUAAGAGAAUCGUAGUACUAUGACUUGAUCACGUUGAUUUAAAGUAGCUGUCAAGGGCUAGUUCUUGGAAAUUAUUUGUUGUGUCUGUGAUAGGAAACAAUUUUACAGUAUUAAAUUACGUUACAAUGGAUUUAGAAGUGAAUUACACUGGAUUCUCUCUGCUUUAGCCUUCUGUAUUUUAUUUUAGCUGAGAUAUCACCAAAGUUAGGACCUAUGUUUAAAAUUUUGAAUACCCCACACAGAAUAAACCAAGGGAAAUGCCCUGGAGUUGCAAGUCUCUUUAAAAGAAUAUAAUUUUACAGUAUGCUUUGGGGUAUGGAGAUCUCUAUGUUUUAUAAAUAUUAAUCUGCCCAGAUUCUUAGAAGUUUAGGUGUGGGUGGAGUCAAUGGAAGAUUUUUCUCAAGUCCCAGCAUUCCCAGUAAAUGUAGAAUAGUCUGCCAAAUAUGUGAGGAGGGAAGGGAAGGAAAUUGGAAACAUCCAAAUUAUAGAGAUGAUUGGACCCUUGAACUUCGCUGAUAGACAUACUGGUUACCAACCUGCUGGUGGUGCUGACCCACACAGUGUCUCCAAGUACAGCACAUACAUACAUGCAGUUUUCUUUCCAACAAGCUUGUUGUAGUUGGUGUUUUACGGUCAACUAUUUCAGAGGCCCAACACCUACACGCUUGAGUUUAGAAUUAGAAGAGUAAAGAAAUCAGAUUCGUUGGAUGGCUCUGGUCUGCUUUUGAGCUAAUAAGAGCCAGCUUGGUCCUACUGCUGCUUCUGUGUCUGCCACUACAGCAGAGGCCUGAAACUUCUUCACUGGGAAUGCUGCAACCAUCAGACCUUUUUCAGGGUGCUAAAACUAGAGGUCACUAAGCUGAGUGCAUCCUCACCUCUUCUUCAUGUUUCUAAAGCAAUGCUGUGAACAAUAUUGGGGAGCAAGGAAUUGGUGAGUUCCUUUAUCCCUUGGUUUAUUAAGAAAUUAAAUAGAAGAUGGAACUACUGUAUUUAUUAAGUUCUAACACUGUGAGAAGAGCCUGUUGUGUCCCUUGUGGGAAUUUGGUAGUUUCUAGUCCUAUAAGUUCCCAACUUGGAGCAGCCAGAACAAUACAAUGCUGCUCUUCUGUGAGCCCAUCACCCUCACCCACUUGAGCCGGACAAGAGCUUUUGUUUCACUUUUCUUCCAGCUCUUCUCUUCUAGGUGUAUUCAGCAGAUGCUAAUAAUCUCAUUUAGAGUCUUCGGUGGAAAAUGCUGAGUCUGCAAGAUGUAAUAAUUAGAAAGUAGUGUGCAAGGGUGUCUUAAAAGGUCCACUCUCGGCCUAGGACUUGUAUCCGUUGGUUACUGUGACCUUGUCAGUAUGCUGACUCUAGUCCCCAGGAGGACAUUGCUGUGCAUAAUUGGAAGCAUUCUUUGAUUUAGUGUUAGACUUAACCUUUAUCAGAUUUAUUCAUAACUUAGAAACCUUAGGAUCUAAAAGAAAUAAAAAAUUCAGAAAGAAAAGUAGAGCCUUUUAGAAGGUUUAUGGAUAGAUAUGUCUCCCCCAACCCCAGCCCUGCGGGAUUUUUUUGUUUGUUUCUUUACUAAUGUACUAUAAUAACUGGUCUGUUACACCUGAAAAGUUAAUCUACCAAGUUAGCAUAGUUCUGGGCUAAUGUUGUGUCUAUAAGAUACAAGGUAGUCACCGUUACUCUAUCUUCAUUCACCAGGAGCCUUAACUAGAGCAGCAGCGUUACUCCAGUUCUCUACAGACAUUUUCAGAUUUUCAGACAUGCAUUCUUUCAUAUUCUCUGUUAGUUUUAGCAAUCUGUUUUUCCAAAGACCUACAUGUGUAGGUACAUCAACUCUAAAAGACACUGUAAGCUAUUUCUCCCUUUUCUUCUUUCUUCAGUUGAGGUUAAUACAACUAGUUGGUAUUCCACCUGGACAGCCGUAACUCAUCCAUGGCUUCACUGAGGCCCUCGUUCACCACCCUCUUCUUGAGCAUCCUCACACUUUUGCUCUGUCUUUAUGGUGUUCAGUUGUUCUAAAGCAUCCUCCAGACUAAUAUUUUUAUUUAGAGCUUUAUUAAUUUCUUUGGUUUUAUUCAAGAGUUCUUGGAGAGGUACUUACACUUGAUCCCUGUAUUUGACAAGGCAUUUGACACCAGCUUCAGGAUUAAAUUUAAUUUUCAAAGUCAUAACCUUUGGAAUUCUCAGCUUCUUUGGGAAUAAGCUUUAAUUUUCUAGCCAGCUUGUGUGGUAUUCUGCCAACUGUACUUCAAUUGUUUCUUUGCCUCUGGCAUAUUGUUAUUCCUCGAUCCAUAUUUGUCGUUGUUUAGCCUUUAGGUCUUUAGAUAAUUUAUUAGUGGUCUGCUACAGUUCAUUUUUUUCAUGUCUUAUUUUCUCAGUGUCUGCAACGGAGGAGUACUUUUGGUUAUCAGCAAUAUUCUGUAGUCAAGCAUUCUCCUUUCUUACUGUUUCCCAUUCUAGUUCUAGUCUACCAAUUUCUUCAUCAGGACCAGUCGAUUUCUGGUCUAGACUGGAUGGAUUAAGCUCAGAUCUGUUCAUGUAUGCUUUAUAUUUGAGCAUCUACUUGCAAGGAAGUUUUCAGUUUCCUCAGUGAUGUCAGAUGAUUUGGUUCUUUAGCUCUUUCUUACUCCAGUCUUGCAAUCAGUUCAUUUAGGCUUUGUUUUCUGCUGCUAAUGAAACCAGGUUGGACGCAUCUACAGCUCCGACUGCAGCUCUGCAUUCUCUUCAAAGCUGUCACCACCAACCAUAAAAGUUCAUAGCAUAUGAUGGUGUAGUCCAAAAACAACUUGAUGCAGUCUAUUAGCCACACCGAGGCUGCCACGGUGUGAGGCCAGGUAUGAGGGUCUCCUACCAUAUACAUGGAAGAAAUUUACCAAAUAUUGAGACUUUUCUUUGAGAUGUAGAUUUGUUUGUACUCGGGUUUCCAAAGGUUGUUCUCUUUUUGGUUUGAGGGGUAUUGAAGUCCAGGGAUCUUAACUCCCAUUAUAGAGACGUAGCAAGCACCACUAGUGAAAACUGAACUGCGCUUCAUGCUGAUACAGCUUCAGAGAUUCAGUCCAUUAUCAUGACAGAGAGCUUGGCAGCAGACAGGAGGGCGUGGUGCUGCAGUAGCUGCUGAGAACCCUACAUCUUGCAGGCAACAAGAAGUUAACCAACCUGUUUCUUUGAAAAAAAAAAAAUUUUGGGAGCUCUUGACUAAAAAGUGUUGAGAUUAGGACUAAAUAUGCAGGGUUCUAAUUCUUGUAACUUUCCAUCUCAUUUUAAAGAGACAACCACUCUGCCUUUCUGAGCCAGACGGGUUUUUGGUCAACUGGUAGCACACCUGACUGUGAACUGCACUUCAGUUCACGCUGAGCCCAGGCCCCAGGCCAGCUGUUCUCAAAAGAUAAACCUCAUGCUAGUGCUUAUAUGAAACUGUCUAUGGAAAACUUUAAGACCUGUAGUCUCCACCCCUCGGCUCAAUAGGAUUGCAACUUUAAAUGUCAAUUUCUCUAGCCUUCCUCUUGACUGCCCAGUUGGUGUUAUUGUCCAAUGGCAUUUGUUUGCUGUAUGAUUGUGUGUGUUAACGUCUCCUGGCAUCAAAAUGCAGCCUUAAACACACAGAUAAUCCCAAUAUAGUUCUCACCAUGUUUGCCACCAACAAGACUUCAAGCCAUAGCACUUGGUCAAACUUUUUCUUUUAAUGAAUGUUCAAAUUUAUAAAUGAUAUGCUGCUCUGAAGCCCUAAUUUGGGGGAGUGGGGGAUGUAGGUCUGUGGUAGAGCACUUGCCUAGCAUGUGCAGGGCCAUAUGUUCAAUCCCCAGAACUACAAAAUAAAACAAACCUAAUGCAGGUCUGGUGGCAUGAAUCUGUAAUCUCAGCUAUUGAAAGGUGGGGCAGGAGGAUCACAAGUUCAAGCUUGCCUAGGCAACUUAAUAAGAUGCUGUCUCAGAAGUGAAAAAGUGGGUUGGGAUAUAGCUCAAUGUUCUUGUGCAGCAUGCACAAGGCCCUAUCUUGAGUCCCUAAUAACACACACACAUUGAAAUUCCAUGGGAAGGCUUAAAAAUCCAAAGUCCUAGACAAGUGUCAAUAUCUUCAGUGUUUCAGAUAACCUUAUUUGGUCUUCUAGAAUUGGUUACUUCUUGGCCCGAUUCCCUGUAUACCUAUAUUUACCUGUUGUGAAGUUUCCUUCUGUAUUCGGAGGGUUUCUGGAAUGUGGGUAGCUCUUGUCAACAACUGUGGCAAAGAUACUUGACGUUUGGGUGCCCCGUGCAGCGGCAUUUCCCCCAUGAAUUUACAACACUGAUUUAGUACAGAUGUGAGCCAAGUGUGGCAGGCAGAAAAGAGAAUGAAAGGCCUGCUUGGUCUAGCUCCAGGCCUUUUAUAGAUCACACACACACCCUAAAUAAAGUACAAAUGUGAUAGACGUGAUUGAGACUUGGUGAGAAGGCCUUAGCCUCAGGACCUGAGGUAGACCCUUCCUGAUGAGAAGAUAGGCUGCGUCCCACACUCACAGACUGACAUCAGCUUUGCUCUUGAUCCCUCUCUGCCUGUUAGUUAAACAUAACUUGGGUGAGGUAGGACAUUGAGCCUUCUACUGUCUAGACUUCAGUUGGCUGCUCUCAUCUCCCCUUGGGGUUCAGUGAGGACAGCUAUAUUGAGUAAUUUAUUGAAAUGCUGCCUCACUCCACCUCAUUCUGCAACCUCUUGGUCCCUUCAUUUUCUAAGCAGGGGCUACUUCUCACUUGACUUGUGGACAGCUCCUGGGGGCCCCCAGCCAUGCUCCUCCAGCCUGCACACAGUAUAAGACAUUCAUCUGCUGUGAAAGUGAAUGCCCUAUGAACUGUCCUGGCCAGUACUGGAAAGGGAAUGGUAUUUAUUUUUAUAUUGUAUAUAUUUUGUCAUGGUCUGCUGGUUUCCUGUUUCAUUGAGAGCGACAAUUACCUCAGUAGUUAGUUUGAUAUUGUGUGUCGGAUAAUUUUUUGAAAGAACUUUUUAAAAAAGCUUUUUUGAUCUUUGGAGAUCUGUAGAUUUAUUUCCAUAUGAACUGGUUAUUUUGUAUAAAGUACAUUGUUAAAUUAGGCUUUGAUGUGUGUGCGCCUGGUGUGUUUUCAUGUGUCACUUUUAUCCUUAGGGCAGACUCCUGUUUUCCCAGCAGUUUUUGAGCUAGGCCACAGUGCUACCACCUGAAAGCAUCCACUUUAAUCUCAAUUAGAUGCCAAGAGUUUUCACAAUGGUGCAACCUUAGAUGCAGUCUAAGUGCUUAGACAGUAAUAAAAUUGGCCUCAGUCUUAGUCAUGGUCCGGAGAAAACCCUUAACAGCUAGUCUGUGGUGCUCACCUUAGGCCUCAGCCCAGCUACAGUACAUGGCUGGUGCUGGUAUCCAAGUGUGCAGAGGACAGAGCUGCAAGCCUAAGGAAAGCUUAAGCUAACCCAAUUUUGGUUUUGGGAGUUUUUUUUGGUUUUUGGUUUUUUUUGUUUGUUUUUGGGGGGGGGGGUUGUUUUUUUUUUUCCCGACAGGUUUCUCUGUAGCUUUGGAGCCUGUCCUGGAACUCACUCUGUAGACCAGGCUGUCCUUGAACUCACAGAAGUCCCCCUGCCUCUGCCUCCGGAUUGCUGGGAUUAAAGACGUGUGCCACCACUCGGCCCAGUUGUUUUUAUUUCUAGUUCCUGGAAAGCAUUUUGGUGAAGUAGCUAGGUUCUUUAAUCAGCUUUAGUCUUAGACCAAAGCUCCUGUUUUUAAUUCUUGCUAGAUUUGUAAGUAAUCCUCAUUUCAUAAAAAUUCAGCCAUAUGGGCUGGAGAGAUGGCUCAAAGGUUAAGGUGCUCUUGCAGAGGUCCUGAGUUCAAUUCCCAGCAACCACAUGGUG
Microtus oregoni (creeping vole) is the source of this 11463-nucleotide messenger RNA. Its product is annotated as cat eye syndrome critical region protein 2 homolog. The record is from RefSeq and is a predicted model, not a curated record. The transcript is spliced from 19 exons. Gene Ontology annotation, molecular function: protein binding. Lineage: Eukaryota; Metazoa; Chordata; Mammalia; Rodentia; Cricetidae. Gene Ontology annotation, cellular component: CERF complex. Gene Ontology annotation, biological process: chromatin remodeling. The coding region runs from base 234 to 4520 and encodes 1428 amino acids.